Molecule: messenger RNA, 503 nt
Organism: Meloidogyne enterolobii
Lineage: Eukaryota; Metazoa; Nematoda; Chromadorea; Rhabditida; Meloidogynidae
Source: the annotation of a GenBank genome assembly
UUUUCUACGCCAUAGCUGGGAAAUUGUGUGAAACAAUAUUAUGCUUUCUAACCAUUCAAAAAAACAAAGGACAAAAAAAGUUUGACUAAGGACCCAUCGCCAGUUAAUUACUAAUUUUUUUCUAUUUGACUUUGAUAAUCGGGCCUAUUUUCUUUUUUUAUUGUGAACAAUUAAUCAUUGUGUGUGAUAGGUGUUGAAAUGUUAAUUUAUUAUUAGCUUUGUUUUUCAUUUUUUUAGAAUUUUUAUUCGAAAAUUAAUUAUUUUCGGCAAUGCCUUGUACGGCUAUCCUUCUCUCCCAAAUUGUCCUUUUCUACGAUUUAAUUAGACUAAUUAUUUCUGAUGAUGAUCAAACAGUUUCUAAUAUAAUUAACCUAGAUAAUAAUCAAUUUUCUAAUUUUUAUAAAUGGAUGGAACAGAAUUCUCACAUUUGUAAGAGUGAAUUUGUAUUAUUUAUAAAUUUUGAAGUGAUAUUCAGGAGGAUUUUUCUUAGUAAAUUAUGUUAA